Molecule: messenger RNA, 4910 nt
Organism: Leucoraja erinaceus (little skate)
Lineage: Eukaryota; Metazoa; Chordata; Chondrichthyes; Rajiformes; Rajidae
Product: C-X-C chemokine receptor type 3-like
Exons: 2
Coding region: 659-1795 (378 amino acids)
Biological process (GO): regulation of leukocyte migration; G protein-coupled receptor signaling pathway; immune response
Cellular component (GO): membrane
Molecular function (GO): C-X-C chemokine receptor activity
Source: RefSeq, a predicted model, not a curated record
AAUUGACUUGUUGUAAUCGUCCCGUGUGUGGGAUAGAACUGGCGUGAACGGGCCGAUGGCCGGCACGCACUUGGUGGGCUGAAGGGCCUGUUUCAACUCUGCAUUUCUAAACUAAACUAGACUUGGCACGCGUGUGAACAAACCACUUGUGCCUUGAAUCCAGGCAGCAAAAUAUUGAUUCUGUUUGUUCGAAAGCUGGUUAAAACCUCCGUAACUUAUUCCUGUCUCAGUUACGACAAAGACACAGUCGUCCAGAAUCUAAUUUGUUCCACAGACGCCGCCUAACUUGCUGAGUAUUUUCGUGCUUUUAUUUCAGAAUUCCAGCAUCUGCAGUUUUUAUUUUAUUUUUAUAUAAUGUGUUACUGUGAAGUGGUUGAGGUGCCCGGGUGAAUUGCAAGGAAGAGGCAGUUAAGAUGAACUUGGCUUUGGAAGACGACACACAAGAAGAUAGCUGAAAUAAAACACAUCUGGUCAGCCAACCAACCACAUCCUAUUUACAGGGACAUGUUAUUCAUUGUGCUAUUGAAACCGAGCGAGGGAUGUUUGUUUCCUGCUCUCGAUCUUGUUGAGGGACACUUGCCAACUCUUUGGUGUCGUUGAAGAGAAAGAACAUUAAGGUAGAUCAGACAGUGGGACCAAGGACAACACUGGGAUAUUCAUGGGCUGGACUGACUCAUUCGACAUGGGAUUUACCAUGGAUAAUUUUGAUUGGAUUGACAAUAUGAGUUUUAAUUACAAUGAGAGUCUGUAUGGCCAGGACAAUGGCCUGGACGAUGACACCUAUAUCGACGACACCUGCGAAACGUACAGCACAGAACCGUUUAAGAAAGUCUUUCUUCCUGCGUUUUAUUCCACCAUCUUUGCCGCGGGGAUCCUGGGGAAUGCGAUGACCAUUGCCGUUUUCCUGAGGAACAGGCAGACCAUGGCCAUGACCGACACCUUAAUCCUCCACUUAUCAAUCGCCGACAUCCUGCUGGCUCUAACCCUGCCCUUCUGGGCCGUGGAAGCGGUGAAAGGCUGGAUUUUUGAGGCGUUUGCUUGCAAAAUCUUCGGGGCCAUGCUGAACAUCAACUUCAACAGCGGCAUUUUCCUGCUGAGCGGCAUCAGCGUCCAGCGUUACCUCUCCAUCGUCCACGCCGUCCAAAUGUACAACAAACCCAGGUCCAUGGUGGUGCACGUCUGCUGCCUUGUGGUCUGGGUCUUCUGCCAUAUCUUGGCCAUCCCCGAUUUCAUCUUCCUGGAGAAGUACCAGCUGAACGGCACGUGGCAAUGCCAAUAUAAAUUUGAUCGCGAAACUGGCAAGAAUUGGAUAGUGGGCUUGCGUUGCCUGCAUCAAGUGGUCACUUUCCUUAUCCCUCUGUCAGUCAUUCUCUACUGCUACUUCAUGAUCAUCAUAACUCUGCGAGGGUCCCAUAACGUGCAGAGGAACAAGGAGGUCCGGGCCAUGAAGGUCAUUGUCAUAGUUGUUGCUGCUUUCCUCUUCUGCUGGGUCCCGUACAAUGUGGUCAUCUUCAUUGACACGUUGCAGAGGAUGGGCUUCCUCGCUCCGGGCUGUGCCCUGGGGUCCAGCUUGGACAUUGCAAUCUGGGUCACAUCCAGCCUGGGCUACUUCCACUGUUGCCUCAACCCCUUCCUGUAUGCCUUUGUCGGUGUCAAGUUCAGGAGGAACUUGCUGCAAAUCUUCCACGACAUUGGCUGCAUCACCCACAAGACAGUGAAGAAAUACGCCCGGACCACCAACAGGGAGACCACCUCUCAGUGUCACUCAGGGGAUACGACCAACUCCGGUUUCUAAGGCGAAUAAAACGGAUCCAAACUCACUGAAGUAUAUUUCAAUAAUUGCACCCCCCCUUUGAAUCGAACGUUGGUGAAUUCACAUCCACCACUGGAAAGCUGAACAGGCAAUCCUGCCUUACAUUUUAGUGUAAUUUGACUAAUAUACUUAACUUUUAAUUCAUUGGCCUUCAAAUGCUCUCAUAGAUACAAGUGGCAGAUCCUUAAAUCCAAUGAACUAGUCAAGUCUAAUGUGGCUCCCGAGCUUCACCCCUCGUCCAGCGAAUGGCCACAGCCUCAAGUUGUUGGUCAACUUGUUCGAUUUGAUCAUAUUUGAUUGUGCAUGUCGCGUUGAUUGCAUUUGUCAAAACAGGGCGGACCAUGUGAAAGUUGCAACCUCCCACCCUCUACACCCAUGGCAGGAACGCAAGGAUUGAAACUAGAUUUUGCUUGUGAGUUAUUUCACAGCCCAUUGAGGAAACUUAAGGACAAAUUGUAAAUCCAGUCAAUAGACAAUAGGUGCAGGAGUAGGCCAUUCGGCCCUUUGAGCCAGCACCGCCAUUCAAUGUGAUCAUGGCUGAUCAUCCCCAAUCAGUACCCCGUUCCUGCCAUCUCCCCAUAUCCCCUGACUCCGCUAUUUUAAAGAGCCCUAUCUAGCUCUCUCGUGAAAGCAUUCAGAGAACCGGCCUCCACUCAGAGAAUUCCACAGACUCACCACUCUCUGUGAGAAAAAGUGUUUCCUCAUCUCCGUUCUAAAUGGCUCACUCCUUAUUCUAAAACCGUGGCCCCUGUGGCCCAUCGGCAGCAAGCCACAAUCAUACACGUUUAGAAACUGACAGAUAUAAAAUUGCAGGAAUCGUAAAACAUAGAACAGUACAACACAGGAACAGGCCCCCCAGCCCACAAUGUUUGUGCCAAACAAGACGACUAGUUAAACUGAUCUCAUCUGCCUGCCAUGCUCCAUAUCCCUCUAUUCCCUACACAUCCACGUGCCUGUCUAACACCCUGUUAAAUGCCACUAUCACACCACGCCAGGCAGCCCGUUCCAGGCACCCACCCUCUGUGUAAAAUCUUGCCCCACACAUCUCCAUUAAGCUUUCACCCUGACCUCAUAGCAUUGCCUGCUAGUGUUGGACAUGUCCACCCCGAGAUAAAGAUUCUGACUGUCUACCCUAUCUGUGCCUCUCAUAAUUCUACAAGCUUCUCUCAAGUCUCCCUUUGACCUCCCGAUCCAUGUAUCCACUAUGCCAUAUAACCAUAUAACCGUAUAACAAUUACAGCACGGAAACAGGCCAUCUCGGCCCUACAAGUCCGUGCCGAACAACUUUUUUUUCCCUUAGUCCCACCUGCCUGCACUCAUACCAUAACCCUCCAUUCCCUUCUCAUCCAUAUGCCUAUCCAAUUUAUUUUUAAAUGAUACCAAUGAACCUGCCUCCACCACUUCCACUGGAAGCUCAUUCCACACCGCUACCACUCUCCGAGUAAAGAAGUUCCCCCUCAUGUUACCCCUAAACUUCUGUCCCUUAAUUCUGAAGUCAUGUCCUCUUGUUUGAAUCUUCCCUACUCUCAAAGGGAAAAGCUUGUCCACAUCAACUCUGCCUAUCCCUCUCAUCAUUUUAAAGACCUCUAUCAAGUACCCCCUUAACCUUCUGCGCUCCAGAGAAUAAAGACCUAACUUAUUCAACCUAUCUCUGUAACUUAGUUGUUGAAACCCAGGCAACUUUCUAGUAAAUGCCAAUAAUUUUCUGAUAGGCUCUUCCAGUGGGGUGAGGCGGAAGACCAAGUUUGCAUAUUUCAAAGAUGGAUCUCAAAAUCACCUUAUAAACCACCUCGAGUUCAUGUAAUAGGCCAUUCGGCCCAUCAAGUCUACUCCGCCAUUCAAUGAUCUAUCUCCCCCUCCUAACCCCAUUCUCCUGCCUUCUCCCCACAACCCCCGACACCCGAACUAAUCAAUAAUCCGUCUAUCUCUGCCUUAAAAAUAUCCAUUGACUUGUGGCCUCCACAGCCGUCUGUGGCAAAGAAUUCCCACAGAUUCACCACCCGCAACAGCGAAUGUCCAUGGAGAUAUCAGAGUUCUGAUACCAGGAGAUAAAUCCUGGCCUGGCCAAAAAAAACCCAUUAUAAAUAAUGGCAAGGAUAACUAUUUUUUGCAGUUCAUUAUGAAGAUUAAAAUGUGUAAGAGGGAGAUGCUGGAUUUCACCGAAGAUAGAUAUGUUGGAAGAAGGGUCUCGACCCGAAACGUCACCCUUCCUUCUCCCCAGAAAUGCUGCCUGACCCGCUGAGUUACCCCAGCAUUUUUGCGUCCAUCUAAAAGGGAACCCUUGUUUGGCACCGUAUAUUCAGACCAAAGAAUUGUCGGUAGACUAAAGUGCUGGAGUAACUCAGCGGGUGCAGCAGCAUCCAUGGAGCGAAGGAAAUAGGCAACGUUUCGGGACGAAACCCUUCCGGGUUUCGACCCGAAACGUUGCCUAUUUCCUUUGGGUUUCAGCCCGAAACGUUGCCUAUUUCCUUCGCUCCACAUAGACGCUGCUGCACCCGCUGAGUUUCUCCAGCACUUUAGUCUACCUUCGAUUUUCCAGCACCUGCAGUUCCUUCUAAAACAAGAACGAACAGUCGGUAGUUCAGGCUGAGACUGAAGCGAUUGGAAUCUCACUAACUCAGUUUCAAUCAGGUUGGAGGGAGCGCAGAUCUGCUGACACGCACACACACGUGCACACGCACACACACGCACACACACACACACACACACGCACGCACACACACACGCACGCACACACACACGCACACACACACGCACACGCACACACACCACAAAGCCAUAACAUGUGGUCCACAGUAAGACCAUGAUGUGCCGAUCUUCAAUUAGCAAAACCAAAUCGCAGCUUCAUUUGAUUCUUGCUUCAGCUUUUGCAAUGAAAUAGACCGUGUGGAGAAUUCUUGAGACAUUAUUUUUUAAAUGACGAACUUUAAAAUCAAGUUAUUAUUUUGCUUAGACCAAAGAGGACAAGGCGAGGUGGCGAUGCACAUAUUGAACUCAGCUACUGCUCUGCUGUUUCUGAAAUCUGAAACCAAUUAUUGUAUUUCUUGUGAAAUAAUCUGAGAACCAAGUCAUUGUUGUGUAAGGCAAAUAAAGCAUU